This is a messenger RNA of Nerophis ophidion (straightnose pipefish), 1235 nucleotides long. It is a transcript of the gene cavin4a, whose product is annotated as caveolae associated protein 4a. Gene Ontology annotation, cellular component: cytoplasm; caveola. The transcript is spliced from 2 exons. Gene Ontology annotation, biological process: regulation of gene expression. Lineage: Eukaryota; Metazoa; Chordata; Actinopteri; Syngnathiformes; Syngnathidae. The record is from RefSeq and is a predicted model, not a curated record. The coding region runs from base 109 to 1083 and encodes 324 amino acids.
UGGGGCGGAGUCCUCCCCGUUCCUCGCGGCCCGUCCAGGCAGGUCCUUGCGGCGGACUCUCCUGGCCGCUCAUUCCUAAAAGCAGGCGAGCCUCGAGCAGCAAGCAGGAUGGAUCAGGUGAAAUACGGGGUUCAGGAGAAGCUGGAGAUCGCGGGGAUGGAGGACGAGGACGGGAACCCCAUCAGUGCCCUCAGCAUCCUGUCUCUGCUGGAGCGCGUGGCCGGCAUCAUCGACAACGUGCAGGCAGGCCAGCGCCGCAUGGAGGAGCGGCAGCUGGAGCUGGAUGACAGCAUCAGGAGCGUCCAGGGGGACGUCCUGAAGCUGGCCAAGGACCACGCCGACGCCAGCGCCUGCGUGGACAAACUCCUGCAGAAGACGCGCAAGGUCAGCGCCAACGUCAAGGAAGUCCGAGCGCGUGUGGACAAGCAGAACGUGCGCGUCAAGAAGGUGGAGAGCGCCCAGGACCAGCUGCUCACCAGGAACAAGUUCAGGGUGGUCAUCUACCAGGGGGAUGCUGAGGUUCCAUCAGUAGCGAUCACCAAGGGUCCAAAGGCGGUGGGCCUGGAGGCUCUGGAGAUGGAGGCCGACGCCUACGACGUUCCAGCCGACCUCUCCUCGGACGAGGAGUAUCUGAGCAUGGAAGAGGCGGACCCCUCGCGAGCGGCCCGCUUUAAGAAGUCCAUGGUGAAGAGCUCUGAGACCCUAAAAGCCGCCUUCUCCAAAGAGAACAUGAGCAAGACCAAAGACAACCUGGGCACCAAGUUCCACAACCUGGGAGAGAAGGUCAUGCCACCCGAGCGGCGCGAGAAGAUGCACCAGGCGGGAGAACGCAUCAAGCAGAGCGGAGAACGCCUCAAAGAGAACAUCGCCAAGAAGGCCCCCGCUAAGGACACCUUCCGCAUCAAGACCAAGAAGGAGCGCGCCGUCGCCGAGGGCCAGGAGGUGGCCCAAGAGGAGGCCCAGGAGGGUGCCCAGGAUGGUACCCAGGAGGAUGCCCAGGCCCAGGGAGUGGCCUACAGCGAAGUGGUCUCCGACACCAAGAAAGCGGUGCCAGUGAAGGAGGGCGCGGUAGACCAGGAGUAAUCGACCAAAGAAGAUUGACGCCUGCUGGUGUCCUUGUCGUCAUGGGGACUAAACACAGCACCACGUUCUCACGCCACCUGCUGGCUACUUUUAGGAUUGACGUGACAGGACAAUAUUCAUGAAAAAUAUUGUAAUUAAAAACAUUAAGACAG